This is a messenger RNA of Artibeus jamaicensis (Jamaican fruit-eating bat), 7705 nucleotides long. RefSeq names its product forkhead box N3 (gene FOXN3). Gene Ontology annotation, biological process: regulation of DNA-templated transcription. Bases 363 to 1829 code for a protein of 488 amino acids. The transcript has 7 exons. Gene Ontology annotation, cellular component: nucleus. Lineage: Eukaryota; Metazoa; Chordata; Mammalia; Chiroptera; Phyllostomidae. The record is from RefSeq and is a predicted model, not a curated record. Gene Ontology annotation, molecular function: cis-regulatory region sequence-specific DNA binding; DNA-binding transcription factor activity.
UUGUUUGCAGUGGAAACAAUUUCUCGCUGCUCUACGCACCCCGGCCCGACGCGCCGCGGCGGAGGCGAGCGGGAGGCGGGACGGGGCGGGGAGAGCGGCGGGGCCGGCGGGAGGACGCGCUGUGCGCCGGACGGACGCCGCAGGUCCCAUGCCGCGCCUCGACCCCCGUGCCCCUGCCGUCCGCGCCCGCGGCCGCCCCCCGCCGCCCGCUGCCCCGGACUUGCAGUGCCGCGCCCGCGCGUCCCUAGCCGGGCCACCGAGCGAUGCCCGCCGGGCGCCCGCGAAAGUUUGUCUGUUCCCACUAAAGGGCAGCGGCGCCCCCGCGCCCCCGUGCCCCGCUCCAGCCAGGAGCCUUCACGUAAAUGGGUCCAGUCAUGCCUCCCAGUAAGAAGCCAGAAAGCUCAGGAAUUAGUGUCUCCAGUGGGCUGAGUCAGUGUUACCGGGGCAGCGGCUUCUCCAAGGCCCUUCAGGAAGACGAUGACCUCGACUUUUCUCUGCCCGACAUCAGACUAGAAGAAGGGGCCAUGGAAGAUGAAGAGCUGACCAACCUGAACUGGCUGCACGAGAGCAAGAACUUGCUGAAGAGCUUCGGGGAGUCGGUCCUCAGGAGCGUCAGCCCGGUCCAGGAUCUGGACGAUGACACACCCCCGUCCCCCGCCCACUCCGACGUGCCCUACGAUGCCAGGCAGAACCCCAACUGCAAACCCCCCUACUCCUUUAGCUGCCUCAUAUUUAUGGCCAUCGAGGACUCUCCGACCAAGCGCCUGCCAGUAAAGGAUAUCUACAACUGGAUCUUGGAACAUUUCCCGUAUUUUGCAAACGCACCUACUGGGUGGAAAAACUCAGUGAGACACAAUUUGUCAUUGAAUAAGUGUUUUAAGAAAGUGGACAAAGAGAGGAGUCAGAGCAUUGGGAAAGGGUCGCUGUGGUGCAUAGACCCGGAGUACAGACAGAAUCUAAUCCAGGCUUUGAAAAAGACACCUUACCACCCACACCCGCACGUGUUCAACACACCUCCCGCCUCUCCUCAGGCCUAUCAAAGCACAUCAGGCCCCCCCCUCUGGCCGGGCAGCACCUUCUUCAAGAGAAAUGGAGCCCUUCUCCAAGAUCCUGACAUUGAUGCUGCCAGUGCCAUGAUGCUUUUGAAUUCUCCCCCUGAGAUACAAGCAGGUUUUCCCCCAGGAGUGAUACAAAACGGAGCGCGGGCUCUGAGCCGAGGGCUGUUCCCCGGAGUCCGGCCACUGCCCAUCACUCCCAUCGGGAUGGCGGCCGCCGUGAGGAACGGCCUCGCCAGCUGCAGGACGCGGACUGAGAGCGAGCCGUCGUGCGGCUCCCCGGUGGUCAGCGGGGACCCCAAGGAGGACCACAACUACAGCAGCGCCAAGUCCUCCAACGCCCGGAGCAGCUCGCCCGCCAGCGACUCGGUCUCCUCCUCCUCGGCCGACGACCACUACGAGUUCACGGCCAAGGGGAGCCAGGAGGGCAGCGAGGGCAGCGAGGGGGGCUUCCAGAGCCAGGAGAGCCACAGCGACACGGAGGAGGACGACCGGAAGCGCAGCCUGAAGGAGGCCAAGGAGGCCCUGGGGGACAGCGGCUACGUGUCCCAGCACAAGAAGCGCCAGCACUUCGCCAAGGCCAGGAGGGUCCCCAGCGACACGCUGCCCCUCAAAAAGAGACGCACGGAAAAGCCCCCCGAGAGCGACGACGAGGAGAUGAAGGAGGCAGCGGGGUCGCUGCUGCACUUGGCGGGGAUCCGGUCCUGUUUGAACAACAUCACCAAUCGGACAGCAAAGGGGCAGAAGGAGCAAAAGGAAACCACAAAAAAUUAAAAACAAGUCACUGAUUUGUUUUGAACUUAAGGCCAUUUGGUUUCAGCAUGUCAGGAGAUUUCUAAUGAUUUGUGGCAAUAUCAGCAAUUUCUUUUUUUUUUUUUUCCUUUGGUUUGUUUUUCUUUCUUUUCUUUCCUUUUUUUUUAAUUCGCCCCCCUCUUUUGUUUUGUACCCUUGAGAAUUUUAUUUUUAAAGGAGAUUGAAGCCAUAGAACUCAUAUUGACAUUCAGCUGUUUUACAAAAGCUUUUCAUUAUCUGAAGACAAAACCGAAAAAGCCAAAAUGACCAUUGCUUCCUCCAGCGUGUCAGAAACACGUGGCUGAACCGCAGGGAUGUCAGGAAAAUGCCGCAGAAUUACCCACACUUGGCACCUAGAAGGCCCCGCCCGCCCAGGAGCAGACCCGAGCUGGUGGCACCCUGCAGUGUGCUGUGCAGGGAAAGCCCUGGGCACGGCCGCUCGGCACUCAGGGGCGGGGGGGGUCGUCACGCCUCCUAACAUCUUACGAGGUAGACACUGGGCCGUUCAUGUCCACUGGGUGUCAGUGACUAAGGAAAAGAAAGGGGGUCAAUUUGUAGCGAUAUUCCUCAUCACCGAAUUCUGUUCUAUGUUAAAUUAGGAGAAUGUUCCACAAGCCAUAAGCCUGUAGGUUGGCCCUGCACAUGCACACACGCGUGCGAGAGAAAGAAAACGUGCAGCAAAUGGGCUGUGUUUUCUUAACUGCCCAAGUGAAAAUCAAGUCCAAAAAAUUACAAUAGCUGUUAAGCAAGGAAAUGAUGGUACAUAAUCUUUUUCUGUCUGUCAAAACUGAUCUAAGAGAAAGCAAACAAGCGAAGAGCUAUGGAACCUGCAAUUAGUAUUGUGGUAUAUUUUUAAAAGAUGAAAGGCACAUUGAUGGACAAAAAAAAAAAAAGGAAAACAUGGCAAACAAUAAAAAAACUCCUAUACUGCCCUCAAAAUGGAGUUUGCAAAUAAUGUCAGUCAGGAUUCAUUUUUGCAAAAAUCAGUGAUUUCCACAUUCAGCCAGUGUAGCCAGCAGAAAUUUCUGAUCCACAAUGCAUGGAUUCCUUCUAAAAGAAAAAAGAAAAAAAAUCACAAAAACACAAACUUUUUUUAUUCAAAAAUAAAGUUCUUGUAAGGUAAAUAAUGUAUUUAGCAUGAAGCAUGAAUUAUUUUCAUAUAAAUAUAGAAAAUAGAGAAAAGGCUAUGCCUCUAAUUUUUAAGCCCUUAGGCUUAGAGGUUCUUUGGGUUUUCUUCUUUUUCGUUUUUGUUUUCUUUAGUUUUGGUUUUUGUUGGUUUUUUCCCAAUUGUUUUGUUUUGGUUUUUUGAAGCAGGUGUUUAAGGUUUAACCUUCUUCAGGGACAAAUUCUGACUGUUGGGGAACUCACUCUGCAAUAUAAAAAUGUCUUCGUGUUCCGGGAGGGCCUGCCUUGUCUUCGCUUCAGCCCCGACCCCUCUGGUUCUCUGUGGAGAAGUGUGUCCUUUCUCUCUGUCUGGACAUGUUUAUCACGACGCAAUAAUUCGAGGGCAAACUUGGCAGUGAGUGUGUAUGAUGGGAUCAAGAGAAUUAGGGGACGCUGACUUGAGAAAACCAUCACCACCAUUGGGUCCCAGGAAAAAAGGCAGUGAAUAAUUAUGCAAAUUCGCCAGGAGAAGGGAAACAUGCUAAUGGGCCUUAUUGGUGAGGGUGUGAGGUAGGGGGCACGCGGAGGAGGUGACGCGGGCGUGGGAAGCACCGGCCCCACGGCCUUCUGUGACACCAGCUGGGUGGGGAGGGGCCGGCCAUCUCUGCCGCCUCCGCGCACGGACCCUCCUGCAGCUCAGCCCACCUAGAGUGUGAGAGCGGAAGUCAGACCACAGGACAGUGUCCUGCAGCCCAGAAACGCCUGUGAUCUUUGCCCGACAAAAAUUAUGGGGGGAGACCCAAAGAGAAAUCUCUAGAAGGAUGUGAUUUUUUCCACCCAAACGGAAAGGAAUUGUCUUGUUAAAACACAAACAAAAACACCCACUACUGUGGCUCAGGAUACGAAGGUGAGGGAGAGGGAUGGAAGUGGGGCGGUGAUUUUUUUUAGAACCGGGACAUGCAGGCCCAGGAGCUGGCACCAGGCGCUGCCGGCGGCCCCACCCGUGUGGCUGUGACGUGCCCUGGGGUGUGCCCUGUGCUCCUCUCCCUCUGGGCUGCGGAUGGGAGACCCUGACGGAAAUCAGCACCUGCACAGCUGGUCGCGUUUGUUACCUGAACUCUUCCAACGUGUUUGUUCAGGGGGUGGGUGGGGACACCAAGGGCCCUGUUCCCUCCAAUCUCACCAGACGUUUGCUGCCCCAAAAGCCAUCCACAGCUCUGGAACCCGAGGGACAGCGAUCAGUGUUGUCACCUGAUCAAGCCCAGGAGACCCCACCCCCACCCCUGAGAUGAACUUGGGACUUCCCUCUGAAAGGCAGAGUAAGCAUCAAGGCCUAUUUCUGGCGGGGGGGCUUCUUCCGUUAAAACCCCACGGUGGGCUGUCUCCCCUCAUUUCGUUUUUCUAAAGGAGCAAAGACCUCUUUUAGAAAAGAAUAAAAUGCAAUGUGUGUGAUUUACUUUUCUGAUCUCUUUGAGAAAUAGAUAAAUAUCUUAUAAAGUGUGUUCUUAACUCCAGAACCACUCUUUUUGCAUAAAUACCUCAUUGGGCAGCUUUCUAAGUGUUAUUUCCCCUGAGCCUCCCUCGGCCCCUUCGUAGGGGCCCAGGGGAGACUUACAGGGGAAACUUUAGUGAGGGUACUUUUUUCUAUUUUUCUUCUGUUUUUGGAGGCAUACACAUUAUGCAUAACCAAAACAAUGGCUCAAUUGUGUUUAACUUUGUAUUUUGAUUGUUGAGAAAAAAAAAUAUCCAUGUGUAUGUGGCCGUUCGUGGUGAACUCAUUGCAGAACGGGGUUGCCCGUGCCCUCACCAAGCCAAGGGGCAGGCGGCACCCUCUCCUACCCCCUCCUCCAAGAGCAGUAGAGAAUUUAAGCACAAGCCUAUUUGUGAAAGAAUAUUUUGUUCAAGUGUAAUCCACUCUCGUCUUGGAAUUCCUUCCCAAGCGUCAGGUGUUCUUCUAGCUUCCAAACUAGCCUAUGUGUCCAUUAGUCUGACAGGUCGCCCGAGCACACCGUUCAGGGGCGUGGGGGGUUUGCUUUCACUUCUCCUGCAGGGGGAGGUGGCGUUUCGUGUGUCAUUCCAGUAUCUCACAUACUCACGUGGGGUGGGGGGAGGGGGAACCGGGGAACUAUAGCAAUAUUUAAAGAUGCUUUGGAAAACAGCCGUGAACACAUCAGCACCGUGGCAUCUACCAUUACUCGCUGUUGGCCCUUGGACACGUUUAAGAGAAAGAGACUGUAGCUCUUUUUUCUUAAAUGACAUACACGUAGACAGUUACUUUUAUGCUACUACAGUUGUCUUUAAUCUCUAGUGUUAUGUGGAAAGGGUUUGUUUGCAUCGUAGAGUUUUUCCCAGCCUUAUAAUGUACCCUAAGCUCCUACUUUUCCCUCCCCCUCUUCAAUCAGUCCGUAUCCUUUCAAGAGUUCUCUAGUAAAGCUGUCUGUCUGGACCGGAAACGAGCCACACCCACUAUGGGCGGGUGGCUGGAGACAGCUGUGGCAGGUUUCAGUCUUGCGCGGGGCUGAGUUCUGAAGAAGGCACGUGUCCGAGGCCUUUCCCGAGAACUGACCACUUGUAGGCGCACUCAGCGUGGGCGCGGCAGUGGCCACCAUGGGACAUUCUAGAAGAGGCCACUCUCUUGCACGGUGUUCCCGGAGCAUCAGGCUGUGGGCUCUGUAGCGUGAACACCGCCCGGGUGGCUUUUGUGCCCAGCUCCACCCUGGGACACACCAGGGCUGCUCGGGGCCAAGUUCUGCAUCCCACACCACGAGCAUGGGCGCCUAGCUUGUCACGGAAGGGCCCUUGGAGAAGGAAUCAGAGCUGCGUACACGGGAGGGGUUUCCACAGGGGGCUGGUUUCGAUCCGACGUGACUUCUCUUUCCCUUGAGACCUGAUUCAGGUUGGGAGUCCUUUCUGUCUGGUGGAUCACAGCUGCCCAGGUGUUGUGAUUUAUUUUUACGUUUCCGUAGAAAAGUGGGGUUUUUUUUUCCCUUUCACCUUCAGGAUUUUUGCCACCAAAAGAACACAUUUGAACUCUGUGUCCCCUCUUGAUUGUGACUUGCCAGUGUGGACAGUUAAAUCCCCGUUGUCAUCGGCCCUGGCCUCCAGUACUAUAUCAAACACUUAUGCACACCAUGCAGCACUGUGAUCUAAUUUAAAUAGUACUUUUUUAUUAUUUAUACUACUAUAUAUAAUAUACAUCAACACUUUUGCUAUAUAACCUACGUGGAUAACCCUCUCUUAGUUACCUGCCAAACUUGGGACUUUGGUUUAUAUUGCAGUUAACGCAGUUACAAAGUCGUAAUGGUGUCUUUUUCUUCCCCCCUUUGUAAUGGAAUGUGUAAAUCAAAGUAUAUACAUUGUGUGGUGUUCCUGUUUCUGGAGUUUCACGAGGAUUUACACACGGCAUUCAGUGUUCUGUAUAGACCCCCCUGCCUCCGUGGCUCCAUCUGUUAACCCCUCUUCCUUUAAGAGAGCGCCCGCGCUGGUGGGGACCCCCGUGUUCUCUCUCCCCCACUGGUCGUUCUUGAAUCAAGCACAGACUCCUCGGCUCUGUUGCUUCAUCAUGAAAAAUUUGCGUGACCUUGACAUUCUUCCACAGUUCCACAAACAACUGCUAGCUUCACUGACCAAAAACUAAGGAAGGAAAAUGCGAUUUUUAACACAACCCAUCUUCUCACAGCCGAAACCGACGUGUCUAUGGUGCUGUGCCCUGCUGUCUGUCUGUCGGACUUCUGAAAUCAGACCUAGGUGAAAGGUCACUUCUGACCUAACUGCGAUGUGCUCACGAGUCCCCUUCCCGUUCGUUCUUGUCAGCGUCGAGAUCAAGACUAUUUAUUUGGGAUAUAUAUACCACAGUGUUUUCCACUGUGUUCAUUUGCAAACGUGGAGGACGCCCUUCCCUGCUUUUGCAAAUAAUUAAUAUUCCAUAUUGGAUUCUCAAAGACUUCGAUAUGGUGAACCUAUCAAACCUAGAAAUUGUAUUUCAUCCUUUCAUUACUGUGGCCUGAGUUCCCCAAACCCUCCCUCCCCACCACCCCACCCGCCAUUUUCAGAUGAAACUUAGCACCGUUCAGUUCGUCAACAUUCAGCCUUCCCUGAGCAUGUGUGUUGAGGCCAUCCAAGCUCAUGGCUGAUUCAGUAACUAGUUUCCUGUCCUGUUACUCACACUCACUAUGUAUACACUGCCGUGGUGAAAAAUGGGGAGGCUGAAGGAGCCGGGUGUGUCUGGGAAGCAUCCUACACUUGUGCGUUCUUGAACCCUCUGAUUCUGUAACACUUCUCAGUUGUUUUUGUUUGACGGGACAAUAAGAGUUGAUAACGCAAUCAGAAGACCAAGACGUUUACUGUCGAUGUUUAGGGUUGCCUGGCCUUUGCCAGCCAAUAGACCUACAUGGCCAAAUUAAUUUACUGGAGUAAUAAUUUUUUCAAAAGCCAAUUUUCUUUCCUGUACUUUCUGUAUGAAACUGCCAAUAUCACAAAUGGAAAGGGAGAGCCGGAAAGGAAAAGAAAAGUGAUGUUCGGUGGCGUCCACGGUGUGGAGCAGUGUGGAGGCAGGCACGAUCGGCCGAACGUAGGGACCUGACGGUGUUGCUUUGGAGGUGUCCAUACUUGCAUUUUGCAUUCUUCACAUGUAAUCAUAUUGCCAAAGACAAACUUUCAUCAUUUAUUGUAAAUAACACUUUCCCCCAAACCUACCAUAAAGUUUCUGUGAUGUAUUGUCUUCCAGUUGCAAUAAAAAUUACUGAGUUGCAUCA